Adineta ricciae is the source of this 1077-nucleotide messenger RNA. The record is from the annotation of a GenBank genome assembly. Lineage: Eukaryota; Metazoa; Rotifera; Eurotatoria; Adinetida; Adinetidae.
AUGUGCCCAUGUUCAACUAUCACAAUUCCAUAUCAAAAUGUUACUGUAAAUAAUGUCACAACACAUCCAAUAUGUUCAAGUGUUUUCAUCAGUCGAGAAUGGGUGACAAAGUUGUAUUUUGAAAAUGCAAGUGAAUAUGGUGUGUGGGAUUUUCGAACAACAGCAUAUUCACAAUUUGAAUUGCUGUCAAGAUUUUGUUCUCUUUCAAAACAAAUCAUUUCCCAGAUUCUGAUUGAUGUGAAUAACACUGAACUUGUCAAUCUUUAUCUUCUUUCUGAAAAGCAAAUUGAGAGAGAAAUUUAUGGAACGAUUGAACAUUUGAAGAAUAGUGCAACAUCUCAAAUGAUAACGUUCUUUGAUUAUCUAAAAAACACAAGUGACCGACAUUAUUCCAUCACGGCUCUCAAUACAAACUUCAUCAUUUUGGCAACUGAUGAAGCGGAUAAAUAUCUUUCUUUGAAAGGGUACGAAUUACUGUUAUUAUUUGAUGAAUUAGUGCUAUGGGAUGACGAUCCAAUACUUUUGGUCAAUGCUACACUCAGUUCACUACCAUCCGAACUGGAUGAUUUACGUAGGAGAUAUGAAUUGUAUCUAAUGUCUGAUUCAAUGGUUGUCGAUGGAUUCCUCAUAGGAUAUACACCUCUUUAUGCGCUUCUCCAUAGUACAUUAGAUUGUCUUUACAAAGUGCAAUGUCUUCAGCUACUACUCGAUUUUUUUCCAAAAUUAACACAACUCAAUUUCAAUCUAAAUAAUUCGGUUUUAUCUUCUCAAAAUGAAAGAAUACCUAUUCAUCAAUAUUUGAAUACUCUUUUCAUUACAAACUGGUCGAGACAGAUUGAUUAUAAGAAAUAUUUUCAACUAUGUUCUCCAUAUUCAUGUUCGUAUUCGAAAACAGAACAAACAGAAUUAGUCUAUGCGAUAACAAUUUUCAUCAGUCUCUACGGCGGUCUCAUCAUUGUUCUUCGUCUCAUUGUAUCAUUUUCUGUUGAUGCCAUAACCAAAUGGAAAUGUUGGUUAAAAAAAAGGAAUGACAAUUCAACAGGUGACGAUUUAUUGACAUUAAGUAUAACAUCAUGA